UAAAUCGAUGAGGAUCCACAUAAAAUGGUGACUCAUCAAUAAAAAUAUUCUAUAUAAUUAAAAAACAUUCUAUUACCACUACAUACUCAGAAAAGAAAGUAUUAAAUCAGACUACAUUGUAUUUUAAAAGUAGUUGAAUCAUCGUACUUAGAAUUAUCUCACAACUGAAAUUCAAGCAGGACAGAAAAGAAGAAACACAAGCAUAAAAUUGUUUAGAUACGAUGAUGAUUACUUCAGAAAUUAGUAGCCUAAUUAAGGUUAGUGUUGGUUUAGUAUUAUGUUUUGUUGUAUUGAAAUGGUUAUGGAAACUUCUAGAUGGCUUUUGGAUAACUCCUAAACGACUCGAGAAAUGUCUCAAACGACAAGGUCUAAUUGGAAAUUCUUACAAGUUUUUGGUUGGAGAUUUGAAGGAAAAUUCAAAAUUACGUGACCAAGCGAAGAACAAGCCUCUUCCUUUUACUCAUGACUAUUUUUCUCGUAUUCAACCUUUACUCCAUAAACUUCUCCAAACCUCUGAAAAAAGUUGUUAUACAUGGAUGGGACCAGUGCCAACAGUAUUGAUCACAGAGCAUGAGCUAAUAAGAGAUGUAUUCACAAGAAUGAAUUUAUUUAAGAAGCCAAAAUUAAAUUAUCUUGUUGAAAUACUUUUUUCUGGACUUGUUCGUUAUGAGGGUGAGAAAUGGGCUAAACACAGAAAAAUUGUCAAUCCUGCUUUUCAUAUGGAGAAGCUUAAGUUUAUGCUCCCUGCAUUUCAAACCAGCAUUAGUGAAGAGCUAGAAAAGUGGGAAGGUCUGGUAACUAAAACAGGUAGUACAGAGAUAGAUGUGUGGCCAAGUCUAUUAAGCAUUACAGCUGACGGCAUCUCUAGAGCUGCUUUUGGUAGUAGCUUUCAAGAUGGUAGAAAGAUUUUUGACCUAAUCACUGAGCAAAAAGAAAUUGUUAUGAGCAAUAUUAAAUAUUCUUUUAUCCCUGGUUGGAAAUAUAUGCCAACAAAGGCAAAUAGAAGAUUGGAAUCAAUACACAAAGAAAUACAAGAUUUGUUGAAUGGAAUAAUUGGGAGAAGGAAGAAGGCAAUGGAAGAAGGAGAACCUGCUAAGGAUGAUGUGUUGGGGAUACUUCUAGAAUCAAACUUUAGAGAAGCCAAGCUAAUGAAAACUCAAAAUGUUGGUGGCAAGAAACAAUAUGCUUUAAGCUUUCCUGAAAUGGUUGAAGAGUGUAAGUUGUUCUACAAUGCUGGCCAAGAGACCACAGCAGUGUUGCUUGUUUGGACUAUGAUUUUGUUAGGAAAGCACCAAGAUUGGCAAGCACAAGCUAGAGAAGAAGUUCUUGCAACCUUUGGGAAGAAUAAACCCGAUUUCGAUGGCUUAAACAAUCGUCUUAAAAUAGUGACAAUGAUACUUUACGAGGUGUUAAGAUUGUAUCCACCGGUAGGUGCAACCUCUCGAAGGCUAUAUGAUCGUGAAACAAAACUAGGAGAUUUAACUGUUCCACCAGGAGUUGUACUUUCGGUGUCGAUCCUUCAUGCUCAUUUGGAUCCUAAGGUUUGGGGUGACGAUGCGAAAGAGUUCAACCCAGAGAGAUUUUCACAAGGGAUCGCCAAGGCAACUAAGGGUACUAAUGCAUACUUGCCCUUUGGUUGGGGACCAAGAAUAUGUAUCGGUCAGAAUUUUGCACUUCUUGAAGCAAAAAUGGCUUUGGCUAUGAUUUUACAAUGUUUUUCGUUUGAGCUCUCACCAUCAUACAUUCAUGCUCCUACUAGUCUUACAGCACUUACGCCACAACAUGGUGCUCAUCUCAUCUUACAACGAAUUUAGCUUCCAUAAUUAAAUCGUGUUCGAUGAUUGUUUUUAGUGUGUACUUGUUACUUAAAUAUUUUUGAAUAAUAAUCAUUUGAAUUUGUAGGACGUUAAUUAGUUACUUUGUACCAAAUUCACUUUAUUAAAAAUUACAUUAAAGAUUGUAAUAAUUGAUGAGGAGAGUGUUCAAUUGUUUUGAUAAUGAUAUUUGAACAGUGAAACUAUUUCUAACGUU
Messenger RNA from Amaranthus tricolor (Joseph's coat), 2031 nucleotides. RefSeq names its product cytochrome P450 72A397-like. Bases 222 to 1814 code for a protein of 530 amino acids. The record is from RefSeq and is a predicted model, not a curated record. Lineage: Eukaryota; Viridiplantae; Streptophyta; Magnoliopsida; Caryophyllales; Amaranthaceae. The transcript has 5 exons. Gene Ontology annotation, molecular function: iron ion binding; heme binding; oxidoreductase activity, acting on paired donors, with incorporation or reduction of molecular oxygen.